Messenger RNA from Pundamilia nyererei, 1072 nucleotides. RefSeq names its product SNF-related serine/threonine-protein kinase-like. Gene Ontology annotation, biological process: intracellular signal transduction; protein phosphorylation. The transcript is spliced from 2 exons. The coding region runs from base 384 to 995 and encodes 203 amino acids. Gene Ontology annotation, molecular function: protein serine/threonine kinase activity; ATP binding. The record is from RefSeq and is a predicted model, not a curated record. Gene Ontology annotation, cellular component: cytoplasm. NCBI's taxonomy places the organism in Eukaryota, Metazoa, Chordata, Actinopteri, Cichliformes, Cichlidae.
CAGCACCACAGCCCCGCCGCUUCGGCUGGGAGGAUACUACCAUUCCGAUUAGGGCAGCUGUUGCCAACGAUGCAAUGCCUCCUUCAUGGAAUGAACGCUGGGCAUAGGCACCGUGUAGUGCCGUGGUCUUCUUGAAGAGGCUGCACCGUCCUGGUCUUUUGUGAUUAUUCGCCACAAACAAACAGCCCCGGAGCGCAUAAGGUACCCGGUGAAGACUUGGACUCGCGGGUUUAUGGUUAGCGGAGAGAAGCUGGAGCGGAAGCUGGAACCAUGGGUUUAACAUUAAGCCUUUGAUGAACUGAAAUAAGCUGGACCCUCUUGACUCAUCCAACCCGCUCCUGCCCAUAUCGGGGGCUCCCCUUUCCCCCUCACCUUCCAGAGUUAUGGCAGGCUUUAAGCGUGGCUACGAUGGCAAGAUCGCCGGCCUGUACGACCUGGACAAGACCCUGGGCCGUGGCCACUUCGCUGUAGUCAAGCUGGCACGCCAUGUCUUCACUGGGGAGAAAGUGGCGGUGAAGGUGAUUGACAAGACUAAGCUAGACACAGUGGCGACAGGCCACCUUUUCCAGGAGGUCCGCUGCAUGAAGCUGGUGCAGCACCCCAACAUUGUGCGCCUGUAUGAAGUGAUAGAUACGCAGACGAAGCUUUAUCUCAUCCUGGAGCUUGGAGAUGGAGGAGAUAUGUUUGACUACAUUAUGAAGCAUGAGGAGGGCUUGAACGAAGAGUUGGCUAAGAAAUAUUUUGCCCAAAUUGUCCACGCUAUCUCCUACUGUCAUCGGCUGCACGUGGUGCACAGGGACUUGAAACCCGAGAACGUGGUGUUCUUUGAAAAACAAGGGCUGGUCAAGCUCACUGACUUUGGAUUCAGUAACAAGUUUCAGCCAGGAAAAAAGCUGACCACCAGCUGUGGAUCUUUGGCAUACUCAGCUCCUGAAAUACUACUGGGUGAUGAGUAUGAUGCUCCGGCUGUAGGUAUGCAAAAGAUGUUUGGCUGAUGAAUGAUGGUAAAGAAAUGAAAUGAGUCACACAGCUAAUUAGAACAUUGUAUUGGUGAGUUGCAGAGGUGUGUACU